AGUAACCGGAAAGAGUUCUCUCUGUUUUCCUGGGACACUUGGCAAGAAGCAGGAAAAAAACUGAUAGUAAAGACAGGAAGGAAGCAACUGCAACCUUCAGUGGACACUGUUCUUGGAGGGAACUACUAUAUUAAAAGGGUGAAAAAUGCUGGACAGGACUCUUCUCCUCUUGGUACUCCAUUUUGUCAUGUGCUCUCUGUCUUCUCCUCUCUAUCCAUCACUCAGGUAUACUCCACUGCCCAUCUCAGGCAAGGCAGUGAGCUUUCAACUCCAGGAAAGUGCACCAGAGCAAGGCCACAAUCUCUCAGUGGAAGAACAGGAGGAGCAGAACUUCCUCACUGACCCAGCUGAGGAAAGGAUGCAGCGUCAUGCAGAUGCCAUAUUUACCAACAAUUUCCGGAAAGUCCAGGGCAAGAUUUCAGCUCGGAAGGCCUUACAGGCAAUUUUUGGCAAGAGAUAUGGCGAAGGCCGCACCGGAGAUGUGGAGCAUGAAUUCUUGACCAGACGCCAGUCUGACAGCAUCCUUAUGGACAGUGGCUACCACCAGCAGAUGGUCCUGAGGAAUUUUCUGGGAGCCAUGUUGCAGAAUGAAAGGUCUCACGAUGUCAACAGUGAUCAUUUAGAGAAUUUUAUUACUGUCCUGACAAAGCUCAUGGAAUUGUAAAUAACCUUCCCUUCUUCCCGUCUUGUCCUGGUCAGUACCAUUCUCCGAGUGUCUUUUUUUUUGGCAGUUCUUCCUGCUUUGCAAGCAGCGUGGUGAAAUAAACUGU
Molecule: messenger RNA, 770 nt
Organism: Sphaerodactylus townsendi
Lineage: Eukaryota; Metazoa; Chordata; Lepidosauria; Squamata; Sphaerodactylidae
Gene: GHRH
Product: growth hormone releasing hormone
Exons: 6
Coding region: 146-664 (172 amino acids)
Biological process (GO): positive regulation of cell population proliferation; positive regulation of growth hormone secretion; growth hormone secretion
Cellular component (GO): terminal bouton; extracellular region; perikaryon
Molecular function (GO): neuropeptide hormone activity; peptide hormone receptor binding; growth hormone-releasing hormone receptor binding
Source: RefSeq, a predicted model, not a curated record